Molecule: messenger RNA, 1299 nt
Organism: Naegleria lovaniensis
Lineage: Eukaryota; Heterolobosea; Eutetramitea; Acrasida; Naegleriidae
Exons: 3
Coding region: 1-1299 (432 amino acids)
Source: RefSeq, a predicted model, not a curated record
AUGUCAGGAAAACGAAUAGUGAUGAGUUUUAGUAAAAUGGACACGUACCUUUCGUGUCCUCAUCGAUACUACCUCUCUUACAAGGAUCCCAAUGUCAUUGCCAAAACAACACCUGCCAUGAUACGAGGUACGGCCAUUCAUGAAGCUCUCUCUCACGUCUCCACUCUCUACAAUUUGGUAUACCAACAAAUUGAUGCUCCUUCUCAUCCUUUAGCUCAACGCACUCAUUACCUUAAUCCCAUUGGAAACUUCUCUAAAGACUACUUGCCCGAUAAGCCUCGAUCAAGUAAUCGUUAUGAGCAUGAAGAAAAUUCAGCCUUCAACAUGAAGGUGGCACGAACCAUUGCCCAAGAAAUUUUGAAGGAGAGAAAUGUAGAGGAUGGAAUGAUGAGUUGGAGUGGAAUGUUGGUGGAUCGUGCUGUCAAGACGUACAACAAGGUACUCGUCGGAAAUUGUAAAGCCUCGGGUGUUUGGGUUCCAAAACCAAUGACAGAAAGUGGAAAGCAAAUGUUGCAAGAUCAUGUAUUAAGGGAACUGACCACGAUAUUGGCUCCACCUCAUUCCAUGUUUCAGAAGCAGCUCUCUUCUUCUCAAGAUCAUUUGGAAUAUGUAUCGACUAUGGAAUGGGGGAAUAUCGCAACGACGACGAGUCGUAUGGAACAUGAGUAUACGAGUCGUGAAGUUCUUGAAACAAGUUUCAGAAUUGAUGAACCAAACACUCCUGAAUCCUUCGGAAUGGAAGGUUCACGGUUACCCCUUCUCAUCGAAGAACCCUUUGUCUUGAAACAUAUCGGAGGACGAGAGGAUAUUGAUAUGGUCUUUAUUUUUGAUCGUGUGGAUUUGGAACGGGAGAAAAAUGUUGGCUUUUUCUCUCCGUUCAAGUCGGCACCUACGGAUAAACAUGUCUUGGUCGAAUACAAGACGAGAAUUAAGCCACACAAUGUCGAGUUGUAUAGAACUCAACUUGCCAUGUAUCAUUAUGCUUUUAAGGAGUUAUUUGGAAUUCCUGCAGAUAAGAGUUAUUUGACGUGUAUUGAGAGUGGAACUGCCUAUGAAUUUGACGAUUCUGAAUUUGACUCGAUGGAUACUGAAUUUAUGAUUAUUGAUUGUGCUGACCAGAUUUUGGAAGACACAGAAUGGAAACCAAAUCCUUCUAAAUCGAAAUGUCAGAAUUGCACUGUGAGUCAUGCAUGUAAAUACGCGUACGAUCCGAAUACGGCAUUAGUACAAGAACAAAUACAACGUGCAAAAGAGCGUAAGGAACAGCUCAGGGCUUCACAAGAUAUUGACAUCGAGUAG